GAAAAGGAAAAAGGAAAAAGGGGGGUGGGGAGGCUGGGUGGGUCCCCGGCACAGGGGAUCUGUUCACCGGCGAGGUUAGGGUUGGCUGGGUAGAGAAAGGUUUAUGCAUAUUGAUGGAUUUAGAUGGUGUGCAACCUAAUUAUCCUUCUUCCUGUGUUACUCAUUCAGUUUAUCUAGAGGUUGUUGGAUCAUUUAGCCCUGGUGGUACCACUAAGGAAUGGAUUCCAAGUGUUCCCGAGGAGUUAAAACCCAGUUUGGGGAUGAUAUUUAAAGAUCCUGAAGAGGGUCUUAGUUUUUAUAAAGCAUAUGCAAAUGCCGCUGGGUUUACUUCUAGGAAAUCUACUACUAAAAGGAAGAAGAAUAGCAAAGAUAUAAUUGCUUUUCAAUAUGGAGUUUGCAAUAAGGAAGGUUUUAGGGCAAUAAGAAAACCUAUUGCUCAACAAACAGUUUAUGAAGAAGGAAAAGUUCGUAUUACUAGGAAACGUUUAGUCACUCGUGUAGGAUGCAAUGCUCACAUAUGUAUGAGAUAUGAUGCUGGAAAGUAUGUUGUAAAUGUUGGUCCUGUGAGGUCUUAUACUAUGAUGAAAGAAUUAGCUGGAUCACAUGAUAAUGUUGGUGCAUCUAAACAAGAUUUCAAAAAUUUUUAUAGAGAUUUGAAGGCUUUUAUUGAUGGAUCAGAUGCCCAAAUAUAUAAUAUGAUCUUUGGUCCAUUUACUGGAGUUGAUCAUCAUAAAAAAUGUGUUACUUUUGCGGCUUCUUUUGUAGCUCAUGAGGAUAUAUCAUCUUUUGAAUGGGUUUUCAAAACUUUUCUUAAAGCAAUGGGAAAUAACGAGCCUGUGUGUUUGAUUACCGAUCAAGACCCUGCAAUGAAAGUUGUUGUUCGUAAUGUUUUUCAAACUACAGAACAUAGGUUUUGUAUGUGGCAUAUUAUGAAAAAGGUGCCUGAAAAAAGAUUGAGCCGGCAGAAUUUGAAGAAAAGUGGAACAAAGUUUAUUUCAGAAUUCCAUUUGAACGAUCAUGAAUGGUUGGCAUACAUGUACAACAUACGUGAUAUGUGGAUUCCAGCGUAUUUCAGAGAUUUAUUUUUGGGUGGCAUUAUGAGAACCACAUCUAGAUCAGAAAGUGAAAAUAAUUUUUUCACUAUGUUCACAAAUCCCCAUCUCACUUUGAUUGAGUUCUACAUGAGGUUUGAAUGUGCAUUGGAUGCUCAAAGGCACACUCAAAAUAAAAUGGAUAAUGAUUCGAAGAAUAAGCGUCCGGAGUGUAAGACUCCAAUUCCUUUAGAGAAAGAUGCUUCUGAAUUGUUUACAACAACAAUUUUCUAUGAAUUUCAAUAUGAGCUUGAAAUUGGAUGUUUUAAUUGUGGUGUUGAGGAGAUGAAGAAGGACAAUGAGCUUUACAUUUUCAAUUUGAGGGAAGGAACUAGAAGGAGGACUUUUGAUGUUGUUUUUGAUCCAACUACCUUUGAUACCAAGUGUUUUUGUAAAAAAUUUGAACGUGAUGGUGUGCCUUGUAGGCAUAUGAUUUGGGUGUGGAAGGCAAGGAUGUUAGAAAAAAUUCCCAAGGCCUACAUUCUAAAUAGAUGGUGUACAAUGGCUUAUAAGAAGCCCAUUUUUGAUUUAGAGGGUAAUGUGUUGGAGGAAUGUAUUAAUGCAGUAGAUAAGAAAAUGUUAUUAAAUGAUUUGUGGUCUGAAAUUCAUGCUUGUGUGAGUUUAGUGCAAAACAAUGAAGAUGAUCUUAGUGAUCUUGUCAAAAAACUUCGAGCCAUGAGGGUAGAUUUGGAACAGAAGAAAACAAAUGGAAGCAAAAUCUUUCGAGCAAAGUUAAAGACAUUGAAAUUUAUUGGAGCUAGUCUACCUUCUAAUGUUUUAAUCAAACCUCCUAAAAUUUCGAAGAACAAAGGCACGGGGGUUCAUGUUCCAAAUCAGGUCAAUGUUCCAAAUGAUGUCCAUGUUCCAAAUCAGGUUCAUGUUCCAAAUCAGGUAAAUGUUCCAAAUGAUGUCCAUGUUCCAAAUGAGGUUCAUGUUCCAAAUAGUGACAAAAGAAUGAGAGUGACAGAGAAAAGUCUAUUGAACAAAGUCAAAAGAAGAAGAGAUUAUGUAGAGCAUGUGGGGAGCUUGGUUAUCAUGAUAGUCGUAAUUGCCCUGGAAAAGUCAAGUGAUAUUGUUGGUGAAUAUACUAUUAAUCCAGUUGCAUGA
This is a messenger RNA of Chenopodium quinoa (quinoa), 2198 nucleotides long. RefSeq names its product protein FAR1-RELATED SEQUENCE 1-like. The transcript is spliced from 8 exons. The record is from RefSeq and is a predicted model, not a curated record. Gene Ontology annotation, biological process: regulation of DNA-templated transcription. Lineage: Eukaryota; Viridiplantae; Streptophyta; Magnoliopsida; Caryophyllales; Amaranthaceae. Gene Ontology annotation, molecular function: zinc ion binding. The annotation marks the transcript as partial.